Molecule: messenger RNA, 1928 nt
Organism: Xiphophorus hellerii (green swordtail)
Lineage: Eukaryota; Metazoa; Chordata; Actinopteri; Cyprinodontiformes; Poeciliidae
Gene: tomt
Product: transmembrane O-methyltransferase
Exons: 5
Coding region: 74-853 (259 amino acids)
Biological process (GO): dopamine metabolic process; developmental process; catecholamine catabolic process
Molecular function (GO): catechol O-methyltransferase activity
Source: RefSeq, a predicted model, not a curated record
AUGCUCUGGUCUCAGCUGGACUGCUUCUUUUCACUUCUAUUUAGUAAAGAGUCACCGUUCAUUAGAAAACAGGAUGGUGUCCCCUGCUAUUGCUUUGGCCUUUGUUCCCCUUCUGCUGACACUGAUAAUCAAGUACCGCUACUACUUUGUGCUGUUCUAUCGGGCGGUUCUGGUUAGGAUUUGGAAGGACUGUGUAACUGGUUUGAGCCGAGAAGAGCGUGCAUUCCAGUACGUUCUGACUAACUCCACACCUGGGGACCCAGACAGCAUCCUGGACGCUUUUGAUUACUGGUGCAGCAAGGUGGAGUUCAUCAGCAACAUUGGCCCUAAAAAGGGUAAGAUCCUGGACCGCCUUUUGUUGGAGCAAAGCCCUUUAACAGUGCUGGAACUGGGAGCUCAUUGUGGAUACAGCACCGUGAGAAUCGCCCGGGCUCUUCCUCUUGGGGCCCGACUCUACAGCAUCGAGAUGGAUCAAGGGAAUGCAGCCAUUGCUGAGAAAAUCAUCCGUCUGGCAGGUUUUGACGAUGACACGGUGGAGCUCAUUGUGAAUCCAUCUGAUGAAGUAAUACCUCGGCUGCGGUCCGACUACAACCUGGAGAGGCUGGACUUUGUCUUCAUGGAUCACUGGAAGAAAUGCUACCUGCCUGACCUACAGUUACUGGAGGAAUAUGGUCUGCUGGGAAAAGGGUCUAUGAUUGUGGCUGACAACGUGCUGUUUCCUGGGGCUCCGAAGUUUCUCCGAUACCUCCGGAAGUGCGGCUUGUAUGAAUGGAAGAUCCACCGAGCCAUGCUGGAAUACAGCAGGGGCAUCAGGGAUGGGAUGGCUGAGCUGAUCUACCAAGGAAUUAAAUAAGAUACCUUUACUAUUGAAAUACAUGUCAAUAAUGACAGAGAAUAAUUUUAUAGCAAUUUUGUUAAGAAAACUGUGACAAAGUAAAAAUGAUCUAAUUUUAAACUAACAUUUCAUUGUAUUAUUGGAAUUGAGCAUGACAGAAAGUAGCAACUGAUGGGAAAAAAAGUGAUUAGUGGUUCUAAAACGUUUAAAAAUUUUAUCUCAAAAUUGAGUUGUGCCAUUGCAUUCAGCCAUAUUUACUCUCAUAAUUUGAAAUAAAAUACAGUGCAAGCAAAUGUCUGAAGGGGUAACAUAGGCCAGUAGCUAAAAAAAAAGGGACCAGUAGAAACCAUGCUUAUGGGACACAGACAAAAUGUCGAAGAAGAUGCCCUGGUCAGACGAGGCUGAAAUUCUUCUUCAUAGUAUAUAUGCAAAACUAACUUGACAACCAUAUUCACAGAAAGACAUGGUAGUGCCAGCAUCAUGCUGUGGGAAAUCGUUUUGACAGGGAAUGAAUUAGGCCAAACACAAUACUUCCAGGACAAUCCUGGAAGGAACUUUUUUUUGUCAAAAGACUUUGACGAUGUGACAUAGCUUCACCUGCCAAUAGGAUACUGACCAUAAAUAUGAUGCUGGAGUUACAAAGAAAUUGUUUGUAUCAAAGCAUUUUUGUAAGUUGAAACUUAAAUCCAACUUAAAUACUUUAAAAAAGGCAAUGUAGUUUUUCUAGGUAAAUGAGGAAGGCAUUCUAUUUUUAUACCUAAGAUUUUAUUAAAACAGAAUUAAUAAGUAAAGCUUUCUGUAUCCACCCAAAUACUCCCCAAUGAGCAACGAGUCGUUGGGAAGUCAGUGCCUAAUUGGGAAAUUAGAUUUCAAUCUGUCAAUCAUUUUCAUGAUACAAGUGUAAACUGUAGAAAAUUAUUUUGAUUUAACUUUAGCAUUAAAAUCAGGAUUGAAAAUACUGAUCAGAGAUAAAAUAAAUAAAAUCUUUCAAAUAUCGUGAGUUGCAAAUGUUACUUAAAUGCACUUUGACAUCAGAGCUCCUGUAAAACUUAAGUUCACUGGCCCAGCUCCAGAAAAUAAACAUCGAAAUAAA